UGUUUUGCAAACUCUAUUAUUUGAUUUAUUCAAACCCAAUCAAAUAAAGAUUAUGUAUUACAAGUGAGGAAACCAUCAUGGCAACAAUGAAACCAUUAUUUGUGAAGUUUUGAUUUCAAUUUGGUCAGGGACUACAUGCUUCUAAUAUCUCAAAGUUUGAGUACCUAGACCAGAAACGCUGGUUCAUCUGGAUCAACAGUCACGUGGUCACUAUCCUGCCAGGGCUGAAAAUUGUUAUUGUAGUUUUCUUGCCCUUAUAAAAAGUUGGAUAGCUCCACUUGUUAUUGUUAUAUAGUAAGCCUCAUAUUUGUGUCUGCUUGGGUUUAUGAUAAAAGGCACCAAAACCUUUGCCACAAAAUAAAGAAUGAUCAUAGAAGAAUGUACAUGGCUAUAAUUAUAAGUUUAUAACUGACCAUAAUGUGUUUUUUAUUACUAAUUGUAAAUAUUUACUUUUAAAUGACUGUACUAGGGUUUGUUUUGUUUUUGAUAAAAGACUAUUGGUUUUGUUUGCAUUGCAUUUGAUGGAUUGGAAAUUUCAACCCAAUAGUUUUAGCCAACUUGGGCUUACUUGUACAGGAAACAGCACCAUAUUUGGUAAAAGUGGGUGACAGGUUUAAUGUAAGAAUUUGAGGGGUUUACUAGGGGUUAGAGGUACAGAUGUAGGGGUUGGAAAAUCAUUAGGACUUUUACCUAUUUGCAUUAGAUGGGGUAGGCAUCUUUUUGGGGUUGGAAAUGUUAGAGGAAUUGGAAGAGAUAAGGGUUAGUUUCAAGGAGUUUAUAUUGAAGAUAUUUAAAGGUGGAAGGAGGAUCGUGAUUAAAGGGAAUCCAUGCUCCACAAAUCUGGCUACCUCUAUCCUCUCCCUUAUUCCCUAGUUACAAGUAACUACUAGCGGGCCUGGUUAGGUCUUACCAGAUAGCAACCUCUGACCAUAUAUGAAUGAUGCAUGCUUUUACGUGUUAUGUUUAAGUAAUUUUAACAAGUGAUGUAUGUUUAAUGAUGAGAUAAAUUUAAUUAAAAAUCCCUCAAAAGUUAAUAUUAAGUCACAUAAAAAUAUGUCAUCCAAUGCAUGCCACUUGUCAAGGCUAGGACAGAUUAAGUGUAGGUCUGCUGAAGCAGGAUGCCUUUAUCUAUACUAGUAAGACAGAUAGAAUAUAUGCAAUAUCUAUAUGUCAACCAUUGGGUACAACUAGGCUAAUUUCAAUAUGAUUGAAAAGCUAAGAGGCACAGCGUUAGCCAUUAAUUCAUAAGAUUAUUUUGAAUAAGUGUUCACCCAAACUGUACAAGAGUUGCAUGUGAUGUAAUUGAAAAGUAUUUUCUACUUAACUAGCCAAAUAGUGUUUAGAGAAAGCUACUCAAAACUAGGUGAAUUAUGGAUCUUGACUCACUCAAAAAUUCUGAUGGUUUUUAUGAGUCAUUGUUGUAAGCAUUGAUUUGAAUAAAAGAAUGGAUAUUUAAUAAAAGACCUUUCUGAAUAUGUUCAUUGCAUUAUACUUUGCAUGUUUCUGUUUUUAGAUUACCUCGACAACAAACAGAUUAGGAAAUUUAUUGCUGCAAUCUAUCCUUUAGAAGGACAAACUAUCUAGAACAAACUUUCCGGAAUGGUAAAGGAACUUGAGGAUUGUCCUCCAGCACGAGAAAAAACUAUAUGUACUUGAAUGACGACUUCCUGAACCACCUACUACUACUGCCCCUAAGGUUGACAGGGGUGCUUACAAGAAACAUCAGGAUGAUGCCCUAGAUAUUGGUUGUCUCAUACUUUCUACCAUGAACUGGGAUUUGCAAAUACAAUAUGAGAACAUGGAGGUUUAUGAUAUGAUCGUGCAUCUCAAGGUGCUCUAUCAAAAGCAAGCAAGACAUGAGAGGAUUGAGGUUUCCAGAGCCCUUUUCCAAUGCAAGCUGGCAGAAGGAGACCCAGUUGGUCCUCAUGUGCUCAAGAUGAUUGGGUACAUUGAGAACCUAGAGAUUGGGCUACUCUCUAUGUUUGCAUUAUACUUUGCAUGUGUCUGUUUUAGAUUACCACGACAACAAACACAUUGGGAAAUUUAUCGCUGCAAUGUAUCCUUGAGAAGGACAAACUAUCUAGAACAAACUUUCCGGAAUGGUACAGGAACUUGAGGAUUGUCCUCCAGCACGAGAAAAAACUAUAUGUACUUGAACAACGACUUCCUGAACCACCUACUACUACUGCCCCUAAGGUUGACAGGGAUGCUUACAAGAAGCAUCAGGAUGAUGCCUUAGAUAUUGGUUGUCUCAUGCUUGCUACCAUGAACUCGGAUUUGCAAAUACAAUAUGAGAACACGGAGGCUUAUGAUGUGAGCGUGCAUCUCAAGAUGCUCUAUCAAAAGCAAGCAAGACAUGAGAGGAUUGAGGUUUCUAGAUCCCUUUUCCAAUGCAAGCUGGCAGAAGGAGACCCAGUUGGUCCUCAUGUGCUCAAGAUGAUUGAGUACAUUGAGAACCUAGAGAGAUUGGGCUACUCUUUGUGUCUUGUGUUGGCCACUGACUUGAUCCUGCAAUCGUUGCCGGAUAGUUAUAGUCAAUUUAUCAUGAACUACAACACGGACAAUAUUGACAAGAGUCUAGACAAUGCCAAGCUUGCUAGCAUGUUGAUAACUGCUGAGCAGAAUCUCAAAAAAGGAAAAGGGAAGGCCAUUCUGAUGGUCCAAAAUGGAAUGGAGAAGAAAUACAAGGGCAAAAAGAAGUUCAAGCCAAGUACUUCUUACCUGAAACCUUUGGGUGGGGUGAAAAAGAAGGGAAACUGCUUUCAUUGUGGUCAAACUGGGAAGAGGAACUGCCAAAAAUAUUUAGAAGAGUGCAAGAAGAGGAAAGAGAUUCGGCCAUGGACACAUAUGAUGGAAGUUCCACAACUUCAUGGGUUUGGACCAGCUGCCAAUCGACUAUUGGAGGCUUACAAAAUGCUUUUGAAGUUUUUGGGGAACCUACGGAAUCUUAGAGACUCACAUGCAGCUCUUGCUUUUGGAUCUUCUGAGACUUCGGAAGGGCCCUCUUCUGUCACGAAAGUAAUCUCUGAAUGUGAAUCUGCAAUGACGGUCUUAAAUCGCGAUCUUGGAAUUCUAUCUGCUUCCAUUGCUCGUGAACAGGGAGAGAAGAGGAGCACUUGAUGAUGAAACAAUGUGAGAACAAGAUUAAUCCUUAUUCUUUUGAAGUUUGUGAUAUUGUUGUGCAUAGUACUCAUAUUUGUUGACAUAAUAUGUGACAAUGUGGUGAAUUCUACAUUGCUAUAUUAUCCGGACUAGAAUUUAGAAAAUUGCAGUUUCUUUUAUUUUAGAACGGCUACAAUGGUUGUAAAUGUGUGUCGGAUUUGUGAUUUAGUGUUUGGAAAUUUUGAUUUA
Messenger RNA from Cicer arietinum (chickpea), 3351 nucleotides. Its product is annotated as AUGMIN subunit 7. The record is from RefSeq and is a predicted model, not a curated record. Gene Ontology annotation, biological process: microtubule organizing center organization; spindle assembly. Lineage: Eukaryota; Viridiplantae; Streptophyta; Magnoliopsida; Fabales; Fabaceae. Gene Ontology annotation, molecular function: microtubule minus-end binding. Gene Ontology annotation, cellular component: HAUS complex.